This is a messenger RNA of Halichondria panicea, 1429 nucleotides long. RefSeq names its product endophilin-A1-like. The coding region runs from base 156 to 1169 and encodes 337 amino acids. The transcript has 9 exons. Lineage: Eukaryota; Metazoa; Porifera; Demospongiae; Suberitida; Halichondriidae. Gene Ontology annotation, molecular function: protein binding. The record is from RefSeq and is a predicted model, not a curated record. Gene Ontology annotation, cellular component: cytoplasm.
GGGGCGGAGCUCAAAAUUAGCUGAGACAUGUGAAUAGUCCUGGUAAUCACAUGACGGGCUAAUAAAGUUACUAGCUGCAAGCAAAGCAAACCAAAGCAAAGAGAAAAGCAGUUGAGUCGCCAAAGCACUAAUAAAGUUUGCAGACCUGAGGCAAGAUGCAGGGAAUAAAGAAGCAGUACAACAAGGUCACUCAGUUCAUGACUGAGAAGAUGGGGAAGGACGAGGGGACAACCAUUGAGGAAGAUUAUAGGGAUCUGGAAAAGUUGACUGACGCCACUGCCAACAUCAUCAGCACAAUCGAUAGCAAAACCAAAGAAUUCCUUCAUCCCAACCCAAACGCUCGACUCAAGUUGAGUAUGAAGAAAGGAUCAGCGUAUCCUCACGUAGAAGGUGUGUUGGGAGACGCUCUAGGCAGGAACGAACUAGGGGAGACUCAUUUUGGACAAGCACUAACGGAAGUAGGGGAGGGUCUGGCCAACAUCUCUGAAGCCAAGGAUGAACUGGAUGUAGUGGUGAAGACCAACUUCCUAGACCCCCUCUCACAGCUUCUCUCUAAAGACAUCAAGGAGAUCAUGCAUCACCGAAAGAAGAUGAAUGGACGAAGGCUCGACCUUGACGCCAAGAAGAGGAGGCAGGCUAAGGGCAGUAGCAUCACUGACGAUGAGAUUGGACAGGCCCUGGAAAAGUUUGAGGAGUCUAAAGAACUGGCAGAGAGUGGAAUGAUAAACCUCCUGGAUAAUGAGGUGGAGCAGGUGACACAGCUGCACUACUUUGUGGACGCCUUGUUGGACUAUCAUCGCAAGGCCACUGACAUUCUGGAGAGUUUAAAUACAGCGGUUCAGGAACACAUAGACCAAGCCUCUUCUCAACCACCGCGUCAGAGAACGGCGAAGUCCUUCAGCCCUAGGUACAGUAGUCAGCCUGACUCUGACGAUGAUGACGGACACCCUCCCUACAGCCCACCAGCCCCAGCCGCUAGUUCCAACUCCACCCCCUCUGCACAAGCUGUCUACGACUUCGAGCCCGAGAACGAGGGAGAGCUUGCUUUUAACGAAGGAGACAUCAUCACACUCACAUCUCGUAUUGAUGAGAACUGGCUGGAAGGAGAGGUCAACGGUCGCCAUGGAUUUUUCCCCGACAACUACGUCAAGAUUAUUGUGGACAUUUGAUUAACUAUUGAUGGAUGACUAGCACUUAUUAGUACUUUUUUGAAGAGUGCAGUUUUCUUGCACUUACGUAUGAGCUUUAGAGACCAUUUUGAGUAUAAUAUGCUGUAGUUUCAUGCGUUUAUGGUAUUGCGUAUUAAUAGUGUUUUUAAGUUGAGAUUGUUGAUCCACAAACAUUUAUAUUUUUGUUUGAUCUUGUUCACUUUGUGUAUAUAUUACUCGAUGGUAUUAUUUUCAUGAAAAAAAUUUGUUCUCGAUGUUAA